CCAGCGGCAGGGGCGGGGAACAGGAGGAGCAGGCCCACUGACGGGGAGGUGGUGGGGGGAGAAGUGGUUGCUCCCCCCCGCACUGCCGCCACCUAUAAGGAGUAAGGGGGGGAGGCGAGGCCAGCUCCCAUGGUCUUGCCACUCCCCCUCCAUCCCCUGUGUCCAGACCAUCAUGGCAGUGCUCCACCGCCGCCAGCCCCUAUUCGAACACUUGUUCACACUCUGAUUGGCCGUUUGCGAAUAAAGCGUUACAGACAGACAGACUUAGGCUUUUAUAAUAUUAGAAUACUUACAUUAGACUUCAUUAUUUCCCGUGCUUGUCCUUUUAAGAGUUUGUACAAGGUUACGUUGGACAUCAUGAUCAAGAGCAGGGUGUGCAAAAUCUUUUGGCAGGGACUGAGAAGAUUCAAAGAAUUUCAGUUCAUUUACGUGACUACUGAAGCAUGCCAGACCUUUGGUGUGGAAGGCGAGAAGUGUACCAAACUGUCCUUCAACUACAAUGAGUUCAAGAUCAGAAAGGAUCACCUUCCUCUCAGAGCAAUCCAGAUAACCAAGAAGAAACCAGAAUGGAGGACUGAGAAGGAAAUUAAGCUGUUACAAAACUGCUUGCAGUUGCUAGAAAGCUACCGAAAUUAUAGCCCAAAUCUACAGCAUCUUCUGGCUAAGGUGAUUCGCUUUGAAAGCUUUGGACGCAGAAGAGUCAUCAUCAAGAAGGGGCACUAUGGAAACACUUUUUACUUCAUCUAUUUUGGUACUGUUGCUGUUACUGAGGAUGAGGAUGGUAACAGUGCCUUUCUGGAUGGAGAUCCAACUUUGCUUCGGAAGGGUGCUGCAUUUGGAGAGAUUGCUCUUUUAAAGGGAACAAGGAGAGUUGCUACGGUUGUCUGCAUGGAAGAAACUGAACUGCUGGUGGUAGAUAAAGAAGACUUCUUUGCUAAUAGACUAGAUGAAGAGCUUCAGAAAGAAUUACAGUAUCGUUACACCUUUUUCAAAGGUUUAGAUCUCUUUCGAACAUGGCCCGAGUACUCAAUAGAGAAAAUAGCUAAUCACUGCAGAGCAGAGAAGUUUCAUGAUGGACAAGUGAUUGUUAGGGACAUUGUGGAGUCAACCAGCAUAAUAUUCAUUACAAAGGGAACAUGUGAAGUUUUACAUCUGGUUGAUCUCACUGCUUGUCCAUCCUAUCACAAGUGGAUCUGUCAGCAAAUGGAUCUUCCCAAAUAUAAUCCUCAUUCCACAAUGGAGACUGGUGCCACAGGAAGAAAAAAAUUCAAUGAUUUUAUGUGGAAAUCCUUUCCUGUACAAGACAUGAGUAAUCUGAAAUCUCUGUAUAUCCUGCCUUUGAAGCACCACAGAGAUGAAUGUUUUAAAAAACCUAUCCAUUUUAUAAAUGGCAAACAUGAAAAUAUAAACAGAAAGCUGGAGAAACGAAAGAGAGAUGACAAAAACAGGCUUUGUAGAUUUGACAACAGCUUCAUUGGGGAUGAAGGUGAGAGAGAAGUUGUUCAGAACGAAGUAUUGGGGCUUAUACGAAAGAAGCUAACCAUUCUCACACCGUGUGGAGAACUACCCACAGCUCUUGCUGCAGCAGUUUAUACAAGAGUGGAUGAAGUCCAUGCGGGAGAAUUCUUGGUGCGUACAUUUAGAGAGAAAGGUUACUUUAACAAACUUGAAUUCUAUGUGGCAAGCAACAAAUCUUCAGCGUCCCAGAAAAACCAAGAGGCAUCAUAUCCUCAUACCUCAGAGUGUUCUGAGAUGGAGAGCUUAUGCAAAUCAGCUUUCCAUACCCUAUGGCCCAUGUAUUUAGUGGUCAGUUUUAUAAUAGAGAAUUCCUCUGCAGAGGAGAGGACAUUAAAUGCUUUGUUCUGUGCAAAUUCUGUGCCUGGUGAAGGGAGCAUUUUCCCAGAAGAAUUAUAUAGUCUCCAAGUCUGUGGAUCACAAAACAACCCUCCCUGCAUCCAAGUACUUAACUCUUAUUCUGCAUUACUCAAUGCAAACAACAGCAGCAUUCAGAUACAUGUGUACAGAAGUCAACAGAGACUCAGUGAUGUGCAGAUAGCGUUCUUUGUUUUGUUUUCCUCUCAGGGGAUCAGUCAGCAUCUCUUACCAGAAUAUAUGCAAGAUAAGCGAUGCUUCGUUUUGGUUAGCCAAGGAGCUGAGAUAAUACGGUUGAAAAAAGACAGGUUUGAGGAGUUAGCAGAUGAUACAACAAUAAUGAAAUUACACAAAAUAAAGACCACAUACCCCAGUGAUGAUGAGCUUUGUCAGAAGUUCCUAAAACAAAACAACUGGAAAAUGUUCAGGAAAGAUCUGGUGAAUUUUAUAUUGAACCAAAAAUUCAUGAUGAUGGCAAGCCCUCCAUCUGCAAAGCCCAAGGAAGAUGCUAAUAGUUCCUGGAGUGUGAAUCGAGCAGGUGUUCUGGACUUGGCUGCUCUUCGCCAUCCUGCUUCUUCAGGUACUAGACAACAACAACACAAAUUUGUCCCGGUCCAAACACAACAAAGACAGGAUUCUCAGGCCCUUCCCAAUAUAGAGUUAAGGUUGAUUCAUGGCAUUGCUUUACCACGGCCUAGUUUGAAAGGAUUGUUUUAGUGAGCGUAAAAAAGUCAGUCAGACCAGCAGGUUGAAAAGUACAAAUGCAGCUUAACAAAACAAAAAGUGAAACGGUAUUUUUAUUUGUUAAAAAAUGUUAAAAAUAAAUUAAAAUAUAUUUUGUUGUU
Gavialis gangeticus (Gharial) is the source of this 2717-nucleotide messenger RNA. It is a transcript of the gene CNBD2, whose product is annotated as cyclic nucleotide binding domain containing 2. The transcript is spliced from 11 exons. The record is from RefSeq and is a predicted model, not a curated record. Bases 130 to 2589 code for a protein of 819 amino acids. Gene Ontology annotation, biological process: spermatogenesis. Gene Ontology annotation, molecular function: cAMP binding. Lineage: Eukaryota; Metazoa; Chordata; Crocodylia; Gavialidae.